Molecule: messenger RNA, 977 nt
Organism: Microplitis demolitor
Lineage: Eukaryota; Metazoa; Arthropoda; Insecta; Hymenoptera; Braconidae
Exons: 5
Coding region: 183-920 (245 amino acids)
Molecular function (GO): Hsp90 protein binding
Source: RefSeq, a predicted model, not a curated record
CUUGUUUAAGGAUUUAGGAGACUAGGGUAAAUUUUUAUCUUGCAUUUACUUAUUAAAAUCUUCAAAAUAAUUAAGAACAAAUAAUAAUUAGCGACACGAGCAGUUCAUUAUCAGUUGUAUACAAUUUUUGUACUUAUUAAUUUACAGCUCAAGUAAAGCGUUAGUUAUUAAAUAGAUAUUAAAUGGCAGCUGAAGUGCAAAAUAAGGUUCAAAAAUUAAAAGAAAAUGGAAAUAAUUGUGUACGUCAACAGAAAUAUCCUGAAGCAAUGUUUCAUUAUACACAUGCAAUUAAAAUCGAUCCUAAUAAUUAUUCUCUAUAUAGCAAUCGAUCUUUUGUAUUUCUAAAAAUGCAACAGUAUCAUUUUGCAAUGGAGGAUGCUGUAAUGGCCAUAAAAUUGAAGCCUGAUUGGACCAAGGGCUAUUAUCGCAAAGCUGAAGUUGAAUUUCAAACAUUUAGGUUUUGUGAUGCCUUACAAUCAUACAGACAAGCUCUAAAUUUACAACCAAAUGAUCCAGAUAUUUUGGAGGCCAUUAAUAAAGCAUCUAGAUCAUUAAUUAAAGAUCAAAGAGCUGACCAACAAAUUCCAUGGCUUGGAGCUGGUAUUGGAAUUAUUUUAGGUGUAAUUGUUGUAAUUGCUGAUUAUUUAUUUACUAAUAAACCAACACUAACUCAUCCACUUUUAAUGGCGCUAUUGACAAUAUCAAUAGCAAUGAUUGGGUUUGGAAUAGCCAAAGGAUUUCGUUAUUUUGUUAAAUGUCAACGUAAGUCAUUACUUGAACCGCCGUUCGAUUUGAAGGAUGAAAAUAAUACAAAGCAAGAUGGUGACAAAAAUACUGAUGAUGCUGAUAAGCAAAAUGAUAAGCACCCAAAGUACAGCAAAGCUCAAGCGCGUCAACGUUUUAAGAAAGGCAAAACGUAGUUUACUCGCUUGUAAAGAGUAUAAAUAUAAAUCAUUAAAUUAUCACUUUUAACGAUA